GUCUAGUGUUAGCCUCGACCCACAAACGGAAACAUGGACGAUCAUUCCGCAGAUGAAGAGACAAGGACGGAGCCUGAAGUGUUAGCUAAUGAUACAUUUGAAAUAAAGACAAGCAAUGUGUACAAUGUGGAUAAAAACUUACCAACUCGCUUUAAUAAUCCGGAGUGUUUCAGAGGAUACAGCCCAAAAAUGAUCAACCCUCUGUACCAAACAACAAGUCAAACAUAUGGAAGCAAAAAACCAACAGUUCAUGAAAUGCCGACAAUCUUUAAAGGAAGUCGUCGGAAGUUUUCUGAGCAUCUUCUGAAAAGUGGCAUGUACAGAGAAAACGGCUUCAACACCGUGCUGGACAAGAGCCGACUCACUGGACCCAACACAACCACUGCGUUUCAUGACAGAAUCAAUUUCCAUUGCUUAUACCAUACAGAUGGGAAAUCUCAGUAAAAUACAGUCAAUUUAUUCUGUAUAUAACAAAGAAGUCAUGCUAAUUUGAUGCUAGUAGGGGUUGGAUUGUCAUUUUUCAGUGCAGACAUAACUUUCUGUUAUGGUGUUUAAAGGAAUAACUCACCCAAAAAUCUUCAUUUACUCUCCCUCGUGUUUCUUCAAACCUGUAUGACUUUCUUUUAGGUGAAACCUAAAAGAUAUUUUGACAAAUGUG
Molecule: messenger RNA, 658 nt
Organism: Rhinichthys klamathensis goyatoka
Lineage: Eukaryota; Metazoa; Chordata; Actinopteri; Cypriniformes; Leuciscidae
Gene: pierce1
Product: piercer of microtubule wall 1
Exons: 3
Coding region: 34-444 (136 amino acids)
Biological process (GO): axoneme assembly
Cellular component (GO): axonemal microtubule
Source: RefSeq, a predicted model, not a curated record